This is a messenger RNA of Amoebophrya sp. A25, 306 nucleotides long. Lineage: Eukaryota; Dinophyceae; Syndiniales; Amoebophryaceae. The record is from the annotation of a GenBank genome assembly.
AUGGUUGCUACCCCUGUGAACAGCAGCAGCAUGCGGAUUCCAGUUGUAGCCGGUAGUCCGAACCGCACUCGGGCGCCUCUUGCGCCGCCAGGGAUGCCGUCACUGGCGCAUCUGGGGAACAAGAACGACGCCUCGAAAGCGGCUACUAGUACCAAUGCUAGCGAUAGUGAUGUGGCGGGUGAGAGCAGCAAGGGUGCGACAUCUACCAGUGCGGUCGGAAAAAUGGUCCAGGAAUACUGGCGCAAAGAGGAGCAGCGCGAAACUAGGGAACACCAGAGACAAUCGAAUCUGUUUCGACAGAAAUAA